Scatophagus argus is the source of this 1011-nucleotide messenger RNA. It is a transcript of the gene cidea, whose product is annotated as cell death inducing DFFA like effector a. The transcript has 5 exons. Lineage: Eukaryota; Metazoa; Chordata; Actinopteri; Scatophagidae. Gene Ontology annotation, biological process: apoptotic process; regulation of apoptotic process. The record is from RefSeq and is a predicted model, not a curated record. Bases 121 to 759 code for a protein of 212 amino acids.
UCAGCGGCUCGGCUGCAGCAGGUGAGCUGGACCUGCCGUGUCUUCAGGCUGAGAAACACCUGCUGCUCCUCUUCGGGAUCGUUAUCGAUCUGUUUGACCGAUCGAUUAGCUGCUUUCCGAAUGGCGCCGCUGUCCAUCCAGUCAGGGGUGAAAUACGCCAAAGCUCUGCUGCCGGAGACUCUGGUGAGGUCUGUGUGGACGCUCCAGUCCACCAUCUCUCGGCACAUCCUGCCCUCGGCUCAGCCGCGCAGCUUCAAGGUCUGCACCGGCAGCCGAAGGCGGCGGCGAGCUUUGGAGGCGUCCUCUCUGGACGAGCUGCUGGAGCAGGUUGCGAGGGUGUUCGUGCUCUCCUGCCACUUCCUGACUCUGGUCCUGGAGGAGGAUGGGACUGAGGUGGACUCCGAGGAGUUCUUCCAGUCUCUGCCCAGCAACACGCCGCUGAUGGUGCUGGAGAAAGGAGACGUGUGGACGCAGAACAAGGUCUUCCCGAGCUUCCGUCAGCCCAAGAGAAAGGGGAUCGCUAAACUGUCCUUUGACAUCUACAAGCUGCACCCUAAAGACUUCCUGUGCUGCCUGGCCAUCAAGGCGACCCUGUACGAGGCCUACACCCUGUCCUACGACUUCAGAUGCACCAGGAUGAAACACAUCCUCAAGUGGCUGCUGCGCUGCCUCACCUGCCUGAGCAGACUGUCAGGACAGCUGCUGCUCUACACGUCCUCGUCCCUGCUGCAGCUCACCGGAGACGACGACCACUUCUAGAGACUGUGUGUGUCAGUUUGUUUCUACUUUUAAAUGUUUUUGUCUUGUUGUUCACUGUUUUUAUCUGAACACUGAGUAUCGUUCAAGUCUUUGGCUGCAGGUUUUCCCACUGUGAUGUUUGUUUUUUGGAUGUUUUAUCUUUGGAUGGGAGGAUUUGUAUUUAAUGCACAAGGGAAAAGACGGGAGCCCUGAAUUUCAUUUUAAAGUCUGCCUGUAAAGUAAAUGCAUGAAUAAAGAUUCAUUAAAUCAGUA